This is a messenger RNA of Pelmatolapia mariae (spotted tilapia), 929 nucleotides long. RefSeq lists its product as uncharacterized. The transcript has 6 exons. Lineage: Eukaryota; Metazoa; Chordata; Actinopteri; Cichliformes; Cichlidae. The record is from RefSeq and is a predicted model, not a curated record. The coding region runs from base 6 to 683 and encodes 225 amino acids.
CAGCCAUGAUAUUACAACUGGACCAAACAGCGCUGCUCUUCAUUCAGCUGUUAGUGAUGCUGCAUGUCUUUGCAGUGAAGCCUGAAGAAAACAACAGAGUUAUGUUGGCAUUCAGAGGAGAUCCAGUGAUGCUGACUUGUAACAUAUCUGAGAAAAAUGCAGCACAAAUGUCCUGGACAAACGGCAGAUCUGUUUUUCAAUAUUCUAUUCAGCUGAAUCGCACCUUUUCAAAUUUCUCAUCUAAUAGACUCAAAAUAAAUCCCGAGUUACCUACAAAUCUGAUUAUUUUUAGUGCUCAACCCGAGGAUGAAGGACUUUAUACAUGUAGCAUAACUGAUGUAGAUGGCCUACAGACCAUUACAUGGAAUUUAACUGUGUCUGAGAACCCAGAAGAAUCGAUUUCAAAGUAUUUUACAUUCAUACUUCCAUCUGCAAUUGGAUUCCUUCUGUGUGGCAUCACACUGGCUGUUUUCUUCUACAGAUGCUGCACCAGGACCCCGAACCAGGACCUUUAUGAGAUCAGGACCUUGAGUUUUGUCCAGUAUCAUGUUCAGCUGGGAGGAAAGGUGGUCCCUCCACAACCUCAAAGUUUUGCAGUGUACAGGACAGGCAGCACUUUGAAAGACUCAGUUCUUCUGAGUCUUCUGGCUUCUAGUGUGCUGACAAGAAGAAAGUCCAGAUAAAAGAUGAAAAGGAUACAAGGAAGAAGGUCCCGAGUUUGAAUCCAUGAGCUGGCUGCGACUUUUCUGUGUGGAGUUUGCAUGUUCUCUCUGGGUACUUGGAUUUCCUCCCACAGUUCAAAGACAUGCUGUUAAUGAUGUUUGUUGUCUUUUUCCGAAUGAUAAUGUAAAACAUGAAAACUGGAUUGAACAUAUUAUACUUUUGUCAGGUUUAUUUAGAUUUGCCUGCACUGUGGAUUCUGUCUGCUU